This is a messenger RNA of Nematostella vectensis (starlet sea anemone), 3021 nucleotides long. RefSeq lists its product as uncharacterized. The record is from RefSeq and is a predicted model, not a curated record. NCBI's taxonomy places the organism in Eukaryota, Metazoa, Cnidaria, Anthozoa, Actiniaria, Edwardsiidae. The coding region runs from base 1 to 1359 and encodes 452 amino acids. The transcript is spliced from 2 exons.
AUGGAAGUCAAGGUCGAGGACAUGAGAGAAGAAAGGGACAGCCUCAAACUUGUUGUCUCUCUUUUGGGUAAAGACUUAUAUACAAGCCUGAAAUCAGAAAAAGAGAAAGCUUCAGUGGAACCGUCACCCAUGGCUGCAGCGCCUUUGCCGAACAGCAAUAGCAAUAUUGGCAAGCAAUCUGCAGAUGGAACAGGGAAAUCAAAGAAAAGUCGAUCUAAAGCUUCUAAACGUAGAUCUGCUAAUACGCAACCAGCUAGAUCAGAUUCUGCCGGAGAAGGGACCCCGACUUCCAUUGGAUCUUGUGAAAAUCAGUCAGAGGAGAUCGCAAUGCAAAGAAGACAAAAUGUUGUUAUUGCUGGUGAUUCCAUAAUUAAUUUCGUCAAGGGUCGGGAAUUAUCUGACGCGUCGAAACGUGUAACGGUAAAGUCCUUCUCAGGCGCAACCGUGGAAGACAUGCAUGAUUAUGUGAAACCAAUCCUGAAGAAAAACCCAGACACACUGGUACUGCAUAUUGGUACAAAUGAUCUUCGGAAUUCUGAACCACAAGAAGUUGCAAAUGCCAUCACUGACUUAGCGCGCAAGAUAGAGAGUGAAGCCACCCAUGAUGUAAAUAUUGCCGUAAGUGGGCUUACUACAAGGUCUGACUCGAGUGAUCUGGCUAACAGGGAUGACCAACCAUUUGUUGAACUAAUGAAUAGAUUCCGUGCAGCAAGUCAAACUGUAGAAGAUAUCAAGUGCAUCCAGUCAAGAGCAAUAGAUCAGUCAGACAGCAGUAAUUACCCUUCAGACGCCCUCCACAUCUGGGCUGUAAAUGAACAUAACACAAUGAAACUAGAACAAAUACCUAAAGCACAAUUUCAUUUGAGAGCCAUUGAUCAGUAUCCCCCAAAUGUUUCACAACAGGACAUAAAUACAGUCUUAGCCAGACCCAGAUCAGAGACAGGUGGACUUGAUUCAGAUAUAUAUCUUAAAGAGACUGCUAGAGUAAUGUUAACAACGAAUAUUGAUAUUGCAGACAGAUUAAUUAAUGGUCAAUUAGGAACUGUUGUUAAAAUUUGUGUUAAUCAAAUGAAUCAAAAGCCUAAUAUCAUUAACAUUAGAUUUGAUGAUAAAAGAGCUGGCAGCAGUCUACUACAAAAGAGCAAUGACCUUUACGCCAGAGAAAAUAGAGUUGUACCAAUACAGCCGGUACUAGUGAAAAUCAAAGUGCGACCAAAUAAACCAUCAUCUUCUGAGAUACAGAUAUUGCAGUUUCCAUUAACGUUAGCCUAUGCUGUUAGCAUUCACAAGGUACAAGGUUUGUCACUCACUGAUGUUGUAAUUAGCUUUGUGUUGUUUAAACAGAGAUCAUACAAUUAAGGUCAAGUGUAUGUUGCAUUGAGUCGUGCAACCUCUCUAAAUGGUAUUUAUGUUCUUGGGUCCCUUGAAAAUAAACAUAUUAAGGCAAAUCCUAAAGUACAUGAGGAAUAUGAACGACUAAGAAGAAUUGAUAAUACAACCAGUCCUUCAAUGCAAGCAAAUGUAGAUCUCUAUCCAAACACAGCAUUGACAUCAAACAUGACUUAAAUAUCAAUAGCAGUGAUAUAAUAGCAUUAACAGAGACACAGCUACUGCCUUAUACUAAUUGCAGUGAAAUAGAAAGUAACCUUUAUCCAUUCAUACUUUAUAGGCAAGAUCACUUCACUGAUAGAUUCUGUAGCAUGGCUCUUUAUACAAGAAAUGCUAUUGAGGUACAUGGACAUGAGUACUACCCUAAUGUGAAUGCCAUGAAGUUUACAAUUGGAAAAAGUCCCACUUAUACUAAUGUAACAAUACUACUGCUUUACCGAAAAAACAGCACAAACAUCUUGCAAUAUGUAGAGCAUCUGAAAAUCAUACUGAAUAGUAGUACUAUCGAUAUUGUCAUGGGGGAAUUAAAUAUCAAUUAUUUUAAUGAUGAAAGAAUUGAACCACUCAAAUUACUAAUGCAAUCUCUAGACUACACACAAAUUAUAAAAUGUCCAACAUUUGUUACAGCAGGAAGCUUGAUAGACCAAGUCUAUAUCAAACCAAAGUUUUAAGAAGUGCAAAACUCUAAAGCCACUUUUUAUUAUUCUGAUUAUGACGCUGUAAAGAUUUUAGUCAAAUUAUAAUUAGUUUUAAAUAUGUGAUCAAGAACUUAAAACAAAACUCUGAAAUGUGACUUUUCUUUAAAAUGUUUCUUACUAGUGCUUUAUCUACAGUAGUAAACAAAACAAGAGCUGUACUGCAUACAAGUCCUGAUACAAUAAUAACUAUUGGUCGUAUAUGACAUAUUAUCUUGAGUGGAUGGGAGAGGGGUUGGGGACUGGAUAACUACCAUCAUCAGCAGUCAUUUCUAAAGUUAAGGUGAGUACUAGCUCCUCAUUAUGAAAGCAUUGUUUAAGUCAGGCGAACGGACAAAUGCAUCCAACUACAGACCGAUUUCUAUUCUACCUACACUUAGCAAGAUCCUAGAAAGAGCAAUACACUCACAAUUGUAUCAAUUUUUGGUCUCCAAUGGUUUACUCUCGAGCAAGCAGUUUGGUUUCAGAAAGGGUCUAUCUACGGUAUCUGCGCUGUCAUCAUUUGUCGACGAGGUUCUGUUGAAUAUGGAACAGGGUAAGCUGUGUGGGGCCGUGUUUAUCGAUCUAACAAAGGCCUUUGACACAGUGGACCAUGAAAUCAUGUUGCAGAAAUUAACUGAGAUCGGUCUAUCUGGAAACCCCCUGGCAUGGUUCCGUUCUUAUCUGGCCAGCAGAACACAGCGCACAUGUUGCGGUAAUUCAUUGUCCGAGGAACUUCCAGUCACUCACGGGGUGCCCCAAGGAAGCAUCUUGGGCCCGUUGCUGUUUGUCAUCUACAUAAACAGCUUGCCCGAUGUUUUGGAGUCCUGCUGUGCCUCUCUUUAUGCGGAUGAUACUGUGAUCUACUGUUAUGGUUCUUCCUCUAAGCAGUUGAGCGAUAACCUCAAUCAAGAUCUUUUGGCCGUUGCUAAAUGGAUGGACGAUCACAAGCUAACAC